GAAGGUCAGAUUCCUGAAGGUAGUCCCAGAAUGCCCGGAACUUACUCAGAACCUCAAACUCCACCAAAAUCUCAAUAGGAAAGCCGGCAAAUAUCUAGGCAAAUCGAUCGAUCAAUUCACCAAAAGCCGACGAGUAUUCAGGUUUGCUACGACCGAGACGAUGAGUAUUAACCAAACGCCGAUUAGACAGCCUGGUUUCAAUCAUAUUGGACAGGGAAGCAAAACUCUCGUAUGCAUCUUGCUUGAAAUACUGUGUACUUGUCUUCUUCUUGAACGCGUGUUCCUAAACUUUCCUAGAUACUCAGUGACUAUCAUUCAAAGAAACUGCAAGAUCUUUUGCCGUGUGGCUAAAGUAGCCACCAAGCAUUCUGAUGCGUCAGAAAAUGCAUUUUUUCGCAAUGCAUUUCAUUCAAUAAUUAAACAAAACUCGCGUUUACGUAAUCUUGGUAAAGGAGUUGGAAACGCACUUCUCAUGCGGCUGUUGAGAACACUUCGAUA
Molecule: messenger RNA, 498 nt
Organism: Opisthorchis viverrini
Lineage: Eukaryota; Metazoa; Platyhelminthes; Trematoda; Opisthorchiida; Opisthorchiidae
Exons: 3
Source: RefSeq, a predicted model, not a curated record